Coregonus sp. 'balchen' is the source of this 8024-nucleotide messenger RNA. Lineage: Eukaryota; Metazoa; Chordata; Actinopteri; Salmoniformes; Salmonidae. The record is from the annotation of a GenBank genome assembly.
AUGUGUAAGGGAUUAGCAACACUGCCUGCAACCUGCUUGAAAAGGUAAGAUGGUUAUUCUAGUUUGUUAGCAUGUUGUUGUAGAUCACUAUCAACAUGUGUGGAACAUGUAUUGACUUGUAUGGAAGAGGAUGCAUGCAACAGUAACAGUUGGAAAAUGCUUGGUUUAAAAUUUGAAACAAGUAAUGCAACAUGUGAGAUUCUAACAACUGAAAGAUGUAAUGUCUGUGCUGCAAUGGGAUAUUUUCAGACAGUAAUGUAUGUUGUAUACGAGCCUUGUGUGCCAGGCAUCUUGGUUCUGCUAUAAGUGCAUUACAUAUAAUAGGACACACCACUGUGUCUUAAUGAGAUGUUUUAAUACAUUCUGUAGCCUAACACUACCCACUUUCUCUCCUCCCUCAGUGCCAAAGACAUUAAACACAAGAUUGGCUUUCUGCUCCAGAAGCCUGAGUUUCCACCAGACCAGAAACCGGUCAAAGAGAAGACCACCGCUGCCAAGAGGUGAGUGUACAGGAGAAUAAUGACACUUUGAAUGUAUUGAUUGAUUGAUUUAUAAUUUAUUUAUAAAGGACAUUUCUUUGAGAUUAAGGAUCUAUUUUACCAGGGAUACCUGUUAUAUGACAGCAGCAAAUAAACACUUGAUACUCAAUAUCAUACAGACUGAACAAAAAUAUCAAUGCUACAUGUAAAGUGUUGGUCCCAUGUUUCAUGAGCUGAAAUAAAAGAUCCCAGAAAUGUUCCAUACGCACAAAAAGCUUAUUUCUCAAAAAUGUUGUGCACAAAUUUGUUUACAUCCCUGUUAGUGAGCAAUUCUCCUUUGCCAAGAUAAUCCAUCCACCUGACAGGUGUGGCAUAUCAAGAAGCUGAUUAAACAGCAUGAUCAUUACACACCUUGUGCUAGGGAUAGUAAAAGGCCACUCUAAAAUGUGCAGUUUUGUCACACAACUCAAUGCCACAGAUGUCUCAAGUUUUGAGGGAGCGUGCAAUUGGCAUGCUGACUGCAGGAAUAUCCACCAGAGCUGUUGCCAGAGAAUUGAAUGUUCAUUUCUCUACCAUAAGUCACCUCCAACGUCAUUUUAGAGAAUUUGGAAUUACGUCCAACCGGCCUCACAACCGCAGACCACGUGUAACCACACCAGCCCAGGACCUCCACAUCCGGCUUCUUCACCUGCGGGAUCGUCUGAGACCAGCCACCCGGACAGCUGAUGAAACUGAGGAGUAUUUCUGUCUGUAAUAAAGCCCUUUUGUGGGGAAAAACUCAUUCUGAUUGGCUGGGUGCCCCUGCCCAGUCAUGUGAAAUCCAUAGAUUAGGGCCUAAUGAAUUAAUGCAAUUGACUGAUUUCCUUAUAUGAACUGUAACUCAGUAAAAUCGUUGAAAUUGUUGCAUGUUGCGUUUACAUAUUUUUUCAGUUUAAUAUUGAACAACACACUAGAGAUCAUAGAUAAAAUAGCCUUCAGACUCCAUUAAAUUAAUUUAUCACACCAUGGGGAAUAAUGCUCUUAAGGCAAUAACCAUUGAACACGUGGGUAAAUAGGUUUUAAUGCAGGUCUACCCGCUGGGCACAGACGUCAUUUCAAUGUCUAGUUUUGAUUUACAUUAGGUUAAGUUGUCAACUGAUGUGAAUUCAACGUGAAAUCAACAUAACAUGUCACCAUGUCCUUGUAUUUAGGUUAAAGGUUGGGUGAAAAAAAGACAAAAUUCCCUUACCUGAAUGACUUUCUGCAAAUCCAAUCAGUUUUCAACAUUGAUUCAACGUCAUCACAUUUAUUUUUGUUGUUGAAAGGAUGUGGAAACAACAUUGAUUCAACCAGUUCUUGCAACUGUUUAGCAUCUGUUGUCCCUAAACUAGUUAGCAUAGACAACAUCCAGCCUGACUUUUUAUUUCAUUAGCGCUAAAUCUAAUCAACCUAAUCAAUCUAAUCUAAUCUAACCUGAUGAGAAAAAAUUUAUGCAACCCCUUAAUUGCAACCUCACAAUUUGCAUUAAUAUUGAUCAACUUUGAUCAUCUGAUUGUAGCCAAUGUAGGUGAUAUCAUUUGACUUCGGAAUAAAAAAUUUAAAUGGUACUUUCAGUUAAAAAACAAUCCCUUUAAAAUAACGCAUUCUAUCAUGGCAUUUGCCUAGCGGCAUACAGUUCAGCAGAAGCGUUUUUAGGAUUUACACACAUGGGGGGGAAAUCUUAGGCCUACAUGACAGGAGACAUUAUCAGAAUCCUUUUUAAUACUACACAAUGACCAAAAUGUGUGGCUACCCUGACACUGUCAAACAGAUACAUAAAAACGCAUCUUAGGCUAAGUUCAUUGUUGAAAAUAGGAUCCUACGGUUCUAAGAUGAACUUAGCCUUAAAAUGCUUUUGAGAAACCGGACCUUGGUCUUGACCUGGCCCAGUGCCAAUAAAAAGAAGGGCGACACACAGAUUGUACAAUAUUAGGAGGAAAUAUAUAACUAUUAUAUACUGCAGUAGGCUACUAAAUCAACUUUCCAGUGGCACUGACUCACCCAAUGAUGAAGAUAACAUGAAUAUGCAUAGCCUAGGCUUCUCACCGUACCUGUGAUGGUCUCAAGAUAAACCAGAGCACACUUUAAAAUACAGUACUGUUCGUCCGAGUUGUUGAGAAAGAAAAUGGUAGCUUCUACUGACAAAUUAGUUUUCUCUUUUCAGCAGUAGGCAUUUGCUUUCCAAACCUUUUUCCCGCGAUUGUAUUUAGAAAUUUGCUAAAAGCCUUUAGCUAUACACUGAAAGCGCAUAGAGAAAUAAAAUCAGUAGAAAUAGAAUCCAUAGAAUGAAAGUGCCCAUUCAAGUCAGGACUGACAGCCAUUUUGAGCAUACCCAUGAGUUUACCAGUCAAAUUACCAGGGUGAGGUUCCAAAACCCUUUUCCAGCUAGCACAUUUGGUUCCUUGGAAGUUGUGGGAAUGUACGUUUUUUGAUAUCCCAUUGGUUCUGGGAACGAAGCCAUAAGUUUCCUGACCGUUAAAACAUAACGUUUAUUUUACGUUCGGAAAACAGAAUGUGAUUUUUUACAUUACAGGGAGGCUCUGAGAAAGUUUUUCUAUGGUUCCCAGAAAGUUUUCCUGGGAGGUUUUAUUAACGUUCUGAGAACACAAAUUAUGAGUUAUUUGAAUAACAUUCUGAGAACAUGUUUCAAUAAGACUUUUAAUAACACUGCUACUUUAACUGUUUUGAACUCCAAGCACAGAUAGGACACAUAUAAAUUCAGUUGCUUAGGCAUUAAUCAUGCAAACACAUGUCUUUUUUAUUCUGGCAUGACAACCUAUGAUCUUCUGCUCUCUAACCAUGGGAUUAGUCCACUGCGCCACCAGGAUGGAGCUAACAUGCCAUGUUUUUUUAAACUCAUACAAGGCUAUUCAUUUCAGUCUAUUCAAACACCCUAUUUCAAAGGAAACAAGCAUUCAUUAAGAUCAGGUGUAGCCAAUUAGUGGGCUCGACCAACACACCUGAACACAUUUAACAAGAUAGUAGAUAGAUCGUUUUGUUGAUGCUGAUAAUGGAAUGUAUUUGUUUUAAAAUAACAUUAGAACGUUCUUUGAACGUUACUAAUGUUUUCUUGUGGUUCUUAUGGAAGGUUUUCUUAAUGUUCUGAGAAGAGGUCUUUAAAUUGAACCAUGAGGAAACCUGCAGAAAACUUUAUGCUGAAGUACUGGAAUUCCCACAGAAGAAUGUUGUUUUUCAACAUUCUCUGAACAUUCUGAGAACAUUACUUUAAAUAGGACCAUGAGGAAACCUGUAGGAAAAGUUAUGGGAAGGUUGUAUGCAAUAUAACCAUAGGACAACCACGCUCUAAGAACAUGUGGUUCUCAGAACGUUAUGUGCUAGCUGGGUGCUAUGGAUUAUAUUCUAUGGCCGCAACUCAACAAUCUGUUCGAUAUUUUGCGUGUAUGCUGCCCAAAUUCAGUGUGUUUAGACAGGAGUAAUUAUAUAAUUUUGGAAACAUUAUUUACAUUUAUCAGGGGGUGCUGCAUCAGCUUCAGCACCCCUACAUCCCGCGGCUAUGGUCCUCCUGCUCAGUAUCAUUCUGUUUCUCCAAACAAACAUUUCUAAGUUGCUCCAAACGUUCAAUUUGGAAGUAUAAGGUUUUGGAUAGGGUUAAAACAUUAAGUUUAUGGACUCAUUCCGAAUGGUUAAGGGUCCAGGGUCAUGGGAUUAAGCCCAUCCACCACUCUGUUCACAACCGCGCAAAACCCCAAACCUACUUGAUGGUAAUAGCGCUCACUGUUGCCCCUAGUGGCCGGUUUUGAAGGCAUUUCCCGAUGUCCUCAGAACAUGGAUAGAUGUCCAAUUUCGAAGUCUCUCUUCAGCGAUCUGCCUGAUAAUGUUAUAAAAUGGUUGGUUACUCAUUAGCUCAAAUAGGUGAAUAAUGUAAAUAAAUUAUGGUUACUCAGUAGCUCGAAGAGGUGCACCCGGUAUGGCUAAUGCUCAUGGAAAAUACAGUUGUCAAUGUCAUGUUGUAAAGAACAUUAUGAAAUCUACUGGUAGGCUAUCAUUAAAAUACAGGUCAUCAGCAAUAUGUAGGUCAAGAACUGUGAGAUAUCACACAACAGAUGUACUGAAAUAUUUCAAAUAUUAUUGUUUCUCCCAGUAAUACAGGUGUACAGUAUAAUAAUUAUGCUCUUUCUCUGGUUUUAGAGGUUCACCUGCUGAUGUUGAGAAAUGGAAGCUGUCCUUCAACGACCUGAUGAAUUGUGAAGGUGAGUUUCUCACAAACCGAAGAGACAUCUUUAGAAUACUGUAGGAUUGGGGAGUUUAUCUUGCUCAAAUGUGCUCAAAUGUGAUGGUUUACUGAAUUGAAAAGUUGUAUUGAUUUUGAAUUUAAUUGAAGCACUCUACUGCCCCUUGUGUAGAAUUCCUGAACUCCCGAAUCUCUGACAAAACUCUACCAUGACCUAUUACCAGCAUACACUCCAGACGUGUGCUACGUGUCUGGAGGGUAAGCUGGGUAGCCCCUAGGCGCCUGCUGCUCUGCUCCCUCCUUGUGUGUGUGUGUGAUGCGCAGGUUGAACCAUAACUUGUGUGGAUGAAGGGCGGGUGGGUGGUGGGCAGGUUGAAUAAAGAGAAAACAAUGCAUGGUUUUUAAAAGUUAUUUUUCUUCAUAAUUUUUUUCUGUUUUUUGUAAGUUUUAUUUUUCCAUUAUUUUUAUCUGGCAUUAGUGCCUAACUGUACCCGUCAAAUACACACCAAUCGCCAAAUGCUUUUGGGAACUUGGGCAGAAAAAGUUAACGACGAUCGACUGAGGCAAAAAUAACAAUGUUAAAUUGAAUUAAAUAAGAGAAAUGCUGCGAAAUGGAGAGUUAACUUGAAAAUAAACAGAAGGGAGGGACUGAACAGCAAUGUUUGGGAUAGAUUUGGUGAAAAGAGGAUGAUAGCAGUGCCGGCUAUGUUAUGUGUGAUGAUUAUGAGGCGCUAUACAAAUUCCACAGUCACAAGUCGGGGACUUCAGAAUGGCACGUCAAGGGAACUGUAGGCUCAGAUGGGCUAAAUGGAAUAGUUGCCAAAUUGAAAUCUGGACACUGACUGUAGGUCUAUAACCUCUCACAUAUCCUUAUAUAAUAUUAGCCUAACUUCUGCAGGAUUAAGCAUUUCUUGCAGUAAAAUGAUACACCAAAUUUACAUUUUGAAUCCGGAACAGGAGUGGAGAAAUAGGCUAUAAUUUAUUUAUUUCAGCAUCUUGCUUCACAAAGAUGAAAGAGAACUUACCAUGUCAACUAGAUUGAAGCAUUAAUUCCAUCGAUUUAUGACAUUAUUCUGUUGAGCAAGGGUUUAUUUAGUCUUCUAGGAUAACAAGUAAUAACAGAAGAGAAGCUGCAUGUACAUAUAGCCUACCAAAAUGUCGGAAAUUAUAAGCAGAUAAAAAAUCCUGCACCCCCUUUCAAUAAAUCGUUCUGCCAUCUCUGACUCUACAACCCAUUUUCUAUAUUUGCGGGUUAGGGUCGGGUGCGGGGCACAGAUUUUCACUUUAUCACAUAUAGUCGGGUGGUUGCGGAUGGGUUAUUAGCAAUUGCGGGCAGGUGCUGGUGAACAAACAGCUGACCCACGCAUCACUAGUGUGUGUGUGCUGACAGUCCAUGUGGUGUCAGGCUGUCUGUGGGGACACCCAACCUAGUCUCAGAGCAUUUCGUAUUAUUCUGUACGUACAUCCAGGACACUCCAUUUAGUAUGAUAUGUUACCUUUCGUAUGGUAUGUAUUAAUUUGUAUAUGUCCAGCACCCAUUUCGUAUGAUAUGUUACUAAUUAGCAAAACGUAUGAUAUGUUAUGAAUUCUAGCUAGGUCGCUAACGUUAGCUAGCUGGCUAACGUUAGCUAGGCUAGGGGUUAGGGUUAGGGGUUAGGGUUAAGUUUAGGAGUUAGGUUAAAGGUUUAAGGUUAGGGUUAGGGGAAGGUUUAGCUUAACGGGUUAAGGUUAGGGUUAGGGUUAGCUAACAUGCUAAGUAGUUGCAAAGUAGCUCAAAAGUAGUAAAUAGUUGAAAAGUUGCAAAUUAGCUAAAAUGCUAAAGUUGUCCAUGAUGAGAUUUGAACUCACAACCUUUGCGUUGCUAGAUGUUAGCGUUAUAUGGCUACCCAUCCACCCCAACCAACGACCCUACAUUCAUUUUUGCCUUAAAUAACAAUCUGUCUUAUGUAACCAUACCAAACGUAGCAUAUCAUACUAAUUUGAGUGUUCCGGAUUUACUUCUACUAUGUUACGUCUAGUUUAUGAGACCAGGCUGCGACACAGAGCAGGAGCAACAUCUCCUGAGAACCAUCCAGGCCUUGACCUCCACCACUGACUCCCUACAGAGGAUGCGCGACUCUAUAUCGCGAUACGAGCGAGCGAGGAUUAAAGUGAGCGAGAGAGAGCUAGAGCUGAUAGACCUAGCUCGGAUAGUCACUCUAUCUCUCUGCGCUCUCUAUCGCUCUCGCUCUGAUCUCACUUCUCUUCUCUCUCUCUCUCUCUCUCUCUCUCUCUAUCUCUCUCUCUCUCAACCCCCCCGAACACUCAACCCAGCACCCAGGAAAUAUGUCUGGAUGUUACACAUGCUAAGUAAGAGGAACUGAGACUAAUCUAACCUAUCCUCUUUCUCUCUUUGUCUGUCUGUCUGUCUGUCUGUCUGUCUGUCUAUCAGGUGGUCGUACAAUGUUCACUGCGUUCCUGAAGUCAGAGUUCAGCCAGGAGAACAUGGAAUUCUGGAACGCUUGUGAGGAAUACAAAAAGUCUGCCCAAAACAAGAUGGCGGCAAAUGCCAAAGAGAUCUACGAACAGUACAUCGAGGCAGACUCUCCAAAUGAGGUCAAAUGGAAAUAAGAUUUGGCAUGUUUACGGCAUGAUCAUAAAACUUUUUAUAUUUUUCAUUAUUUAACCAGGCAAGACAGUUAAGAAUACAUUCUUAUUUAAAAUGACAGCCUGGACAUAUGCAAAUAUUAUGUCAACCAAGCAAGAGCAACACAACCUAUACCAACUGAGAGACACUCUCAAAAGCGGGUUAAAACUAUAAUUUUGAUAUCAUCAUAUCAUUUUGAUGUCUAUGAAUUUGAGAGUGGUUACAUUUCUCCAUCCCCAUACCUCAUUUUUUCACCAAAACAGUGGUGGGGAGAACGCUUUGUUAUUGUUUCAUCUGUGGAUUACCUCUUCAAUGAUUCCCCCCUUCCUAAAAACACCUGUUGUUUUUCCUUUGGGAUUGUCCUUUUGGAUUUGUAUAGCAAUUUGUAAGGCACAUUAUGUUGAUACAGUAUCCAUGUUUUAAUGCAUUACUUAUACAGUGUGUAUCUAUUUUUCCCUCUCCCUAUCAGGUGAACCUGGACUCAGCAACGCGAGAGGAGACCAGACAGAACCUGUCUAUUGCCGGCCUAUCCUGUUUCGACAACGCCCAGCAGAAGAUAUUCACUCUGAUGGAGAAAGACUCAUACAGACGGUUCCUCUGCUCCAAACUGAUCCAGGAUCUGUCCCUGUUGCCCACUACCACCCCACUCUGUGUGCUGAAGAUGAAAGGAGGGAAAAUAGGCUGUUCUGAGAACAGAUGUGGUGCAUAG